Messenger RNA from Harmonia axyridis, 1171 nucleotides. Its product is annotated as 17-beta-hydroxysteroid dehydrogenase 13-like. Lineage: Eukaryota; Metazoa; Arthropoda; Insecta; Coleoptera; Coccinellidae. Gene Ontology annotation, cellular component: lipid droplet. Gene Ontology annotation, molecular function: oxidoreductase activity, acting on the CH-OH group of donors, NAD or NADP as acceptor. The record is from RefSeq and is a predicted model, not a curated record. The transcript has 6 exons. Bases 85 to 1110 code for a protein of 341 amino acids.
UUAUAAUACAGAUAUCUGAUAUCGAAAUCCUAGUUCGCAUUCAGUUUGUAGUAGAUCAGCAGUGCUACAGUUAAGACGAUUGUUAUGGUAGAAAUGACAAGAACUGUAGAUGAUGUAAAUAAUGGGCACUCCACAUCAGUACUUAAUAGUUCUAAGAAAGAAUCAUUUCGUGUUGGUAACCCAUUCUAUCAAAUACUGGAAAUUAUUUCUUUUUUGAUAUUAUGGAAUCUGCAAAUACUGUAUUAUACUGGUGAAUGGAUAUACAGACUAUUUUACAAGUCAGAGCCUAAAUCUGUGAAAAAUGAUGUUGUUUUGAUAACUGGCACUGGUCAUGGAAUUGGAAAACAAUUGGCUCUGUAUUACGCCAAAGCAGGUGCAACUGUAGUUGGUUGGGAUAUCAACAAGGAAAAUAAUGAUCAGACGAUUCAAGAAAUUAACCAAAUGGAUAUUAAGAAAGCCUAUGGAUAUGUAGUGGACGUGAGUGAUGCAGAUAAUGUUGUCAAUACUGCUGAAUUAGUGCAACAGCAAGUUGGAGAAGUGACAAUUCUCAUUGCAAAUGCUGGAAUAAUGCCUUGUCAUCUUUUGAUGGAGCACUCUAGAGAAGAAAUUCGAAGGAUCAUGAACAUAAACGUAUUCCAGUUAUUUUGGCUUAUGGAAGCUUUCUUGCCAACAAUGAUGAAGAACAAUAAAGGUCACAUUGUUGCGAUGUCUUCUGUAGCAGGUUUGGGUGGUUUUCCCAAUUUGGUACCUUACUGCGCGACUAAAUAUGCAGUCCGUGGAUUUAUGGAAAGUCUAAAUGAAGAGCUCAGAAUGAAUCGCAAUAACCAGAUCAAACUCACUACAAUCUACCCGUACAUGGUUGAUACCGGAUUGUGCAAGAAUCCAAGCAUCAAAUUUGACGCUCUAAUGCAGACUCUAAAACCAGAUCAUGUUGCUCGUAAGAUAAUGAUGGCUCAAAGAAGAGAUGUCGCUGAAUUGUCUUUACCAAAUUACCUUUUACCGUUGCAGAAUAUAUUGAGGAUUGUACCGAGGAAAGCGUUUCUGAAGUUUGUGGAUUUUUUGGAUUCUAGAAUUGAAUCGGAUCUUGUGAUGAGAAAUACCAGUGAAUAAAGACAUACAUGACUGCUCAAUGUUGAUUUUAUACAUUAUCAUUAAAUUUUUGAAGAUUUAA